Eimeria maxima is the source of this 2358-nucleotide messenger RNA. RefSeq lists its product as hypothetical. The transcript is spliced from 6 exons. NCBI's taxonomy places the organism in Eukaryota, Apicomplexa, Conoidasida, Eucoccidiorida, Eimeriidae. Bases 1 to 2358 code for a protein of 785 amino acids. The record is from RefSeq and is a predicted model, not a curated record.
AUGGUUGCUGCUGCUGCUCGUGGGGUAAAGAGAGAAUUCCUUCAAAGGAAAGGGUUUACUGAUCAAGAUAUUGAUGAGGCAUUCGCUAGACUGCAGCAGCAGCAGCAACAGCAGCAGCAGCAGCAGCAGAUGCUGCAGCAGCAGCAGCAACAGCAGCAGCAGGUUCAGGAACAAGAACUGCAACAAACAGGACACGUUGGGAGUCUAUGGCCAAUUGACGUUGGAUUCAUUGCUGCUAUUGCUGCUGCUGCUGCUGCUGCUGUUGCUGCUGCAGGACGCCCAAGCACUGAUCACUUCAAGUGCCGCAGAAGGAAUCGCCAAGCAGCAAACAGAGAUUCUCCUGCUGCUGCUGCUGCUGCUGCUGCUGCCGGUGGUGCAGCAGGAAGGAUCCCUGCUGCUGCUACAGAGCAGCAAGAGCAGCUGCUGCAGCAGCAGCGGGAGUUGACGGUGCAGGUGCAGCACCAAACGGAGGUUUUGCGCUCCUUGUCUGAGGCUCUCCAUUCCUUGCUGCUGCUGCAGCCGCAGCAGCAGCAGCAGCAAGAACUGCAGCAAGACAUGGUGCGCAAAGGUCAGCCGCUUCUUGUAGAGGUGGCUGUUGACGAGCAGCAGCAGCGGCAGCAGCGGCAGCAGCAGCAGCGGCAGCAGCAGCAGCAGCAGCAGCAGCAGCAGCAGCAGCAGCAGCAAGGGCGAUCUCCUGCUGUUGCACCCUUCGAAGAAUCAGCAGCAAUAGCAGAUUCAGUAGCAGCAGCAAUAGCAGCAGCAACAAAAGCACCAGCAACAGCAGCAACAGCAGCAGCACCACCAGCAACAGCAGCAGCAGCAACGAAGGUACUUGAAGAAUCCCCACCGACGUCUGCCGAUGCAGCAGCAACUGCAGCAGCACUACAAGCAGCAGCAGAAGCAGCAGCAGCAGAAGCAGAAGAAGAAAGAAAAAGACUGCAGCAGGCGGUGUCCGAGUUUGCUGCUGCAUGCACAGAACGUCUAGGCACUGCAGCACGAAAACCCUUAGGCACCCUCUUGCUAAUGUUAAGGAAUUUACGUUCAGCAGUAACAGCAGAAGAACGCAUGCGCUAUGGCAGAGUUAAUGCAACAACCCCGAGAUUUAAAGGUACAACACGAUCCCAGCAGCACGAUCCCAACGAUCCCAGCUACACGAUAUUUCAAGGAGAUAUUAGGAAGAUAGCAGAUUGUUGCAAGCUGCUAGAAGCAGCAUUUGCUGCUGCUCCUGCUGCUGCUGCUUCUCCAGCUGCUGCUGCUGCUGCUGCUGCAGAGACUGCAGAAGCCAAGAGGGGGGAGGAUGGCUCUGGUUCGAGCAGCAAUACCUGGCAGCCACAGCAGCACCAGCCGUGGCAUGCAGCAGAAGCAGCUGCUGCUGCUGCUGCAGCAACAGCAGCAGCAGGUGAACAGCUCUCAAGUGCUGCUGCCGAUGCAGCAACAGCAGCAAACCCUCCGCAGGGAUACAAAGACGAAGCGCAUGCAGAGCAGCAGCAGCAGGAGCAGCAACAGCAACAGCAGGAAGGAGAGCAGCAGCACCAGCAGCUCCAAGACGCCACCCAGACGGACGAGGAAGUGCAUGCAACAGCAGCAGCAGCAGCAGCAGCUGCUGCUGCUGCUGCUGCUUCGGACGGUACAGCUGCAGACUGCAAGGAGCGUGCGAAGGGAGACUUCCCAGCAGCAGCAGAUGCAGCAGCAGAUGCAGCAGCAGCAGCAGCAGAUGCAGCAGAUGCAGCAGCAGCCGCAGAAGAGCCACAAGGAGCUCUUGCCUCAUCCAGCCACAGCAAGGACAACGAAGAUGGAGGCAGCAGCAGCGCAGCAGCACCGAGCCGCAGCAGCAGCAAUUGCUACAGCACCAGCUGCAGCAGCAGCAGCAACUGCUACGACAGCAGCAGCAACAGCAGCAGCAGCAGCAGCGUGUGUAGUGGUAUAAGGCGAAGCUCUUGCUCUAGCACAGAGAGUCAGGGGGCCCCAGGGGGCCCCCUUUCUUCUUCUUGUAGCAGCAGCUUCAAAGAGGAUGCUGCUGCUGCUGCUGCUGCUGCUGCUACUGGCAGCAGCAGCAGCAGCAGCACUUCAGCAUCCCCUAUGCCGCUUUCUCCGAUCGCCUUUCAUGAUCAGCAGCAGCAAGAGCAGCAACAAGAGCAGCAGCAGCAGCAGCAGCAGCAGGAGCAAGGAGACCACCCAGCAACAGACGCAUGCACAGCAGCAGCGACACCGCAGUGUCUGUACACCUACAGCAGCAGCACAGCAGCACAAGAAUCAACAGAGGAUUCUGCUGCUGCUGCUGCUGCUGCUGCUGAUUUAUCUCAGGGGCACUUUGGGCCCUCCUGGGGUACCCCGCAGGCGCUGCAGGCAUUGCCUUAG